AUGGCGUCUUCGCAUACCGAAGAUGUUGUCGCGACGGUUCUCGAGACGAUCGAGGAGCGCGGCUAUGACGAUGCGGUGCACAAGGCGAAUUUAAUCAAAAAUGAGGCGAAUCAGUUCUUCAAAGAUCAAGCUUAUGAUGUGGCUAUUGAGUUGUAUACCAUGGCUAUUGAAUACAAUCCAACGGCGAUGUUGUACGGCAAUCGAAGCAUGGCUUAUUUGAAAAAAGAGCUUUAUGGAAUCGCUUUGGAGGAUGCCGAUCAGGCGAUCGCUCUCGACCCGUCAUACGUUAAAGGAUUUUAUCGACGAGCGACGGCGAAUAUGGCGUUGGCGAGAUUCAAGAAGGCUCUUGCCGAUUAUCAGGCGGUGGUGAAGGCUCGUCCGAAUGAUCCUGACGCGAAGCGCAAGUUUGAGGAGUGCCAAAAGAUAGUGAGAAGGAUGGCGUUUGAGAAGGCCAUUUCGACGGACCAUGAUAAAAAGAGCAUCUCGGAGACGAUUGAUAUCAACGCGAUGGCAAUUGAGGAUAAUUAUGAUGGUCCGCAUUUGGAGGGUUGCGUCACCGAAGAAUUCAUGAGCUCGUUGAUCGCGCACUUCAAAUCGCAGAAGAAGCUUCACCGAAAAUACGCGUUCAAGAUGUUGUUGGACUUUUUCAAUUAUAUGAAAGAGCAGCCGACGAUGGUGGAGAUCACGGUGCCCGAUAAUCAGAAGUUCACGAUUUGCGGUGACGUUCACGGCCAAUUCUAUGAUUUGUGCAAUAUUUUCGAUAUCAAUGGAAUGCCGAGCGAAAAGAAUCCAUACCUUUUCAACGGCGAUUUCGUUGAUCGCGGAUCGUUCUCGGUGGAGACGAUCUUCACGAUGAUCGGAUUCAAGCUUCUCUAUCCGCAACAUUUCUACAUGUCACGUGGUAAUCAUGAAUCCGAUGUUAUGAAUAAGAUGUACGGGUUCGAAGGCGAGGUUCGUAGCAAGUAUAGCCAACAGAUGAGCGACUUCUUCACGGAGAUCUUCUGCCAUUUGCCGUUGUGCCAUCUCAUCAAUCACAAGAUUUUCGUGUGUCACGGCGGACUGUUCAAGGAGGACGGUGUGACGCUCGACGACAUUCGCAAGACGCGACGAGUUCGUCAGCCGCCAGACGAGGGCAUCAUGUGCGAUCUGCUCUGGUCGGAUCCGCAGCCGAUCAAUGGCCGAUGCCCGUCGAAGCGCGGCGUCGGCUGCCAGUUCGGUCCCGACGUCACCGCGCGAUGGUGCAAAGAGAACGACAUUGAGUAUGUCGUUAGAAGUCACGAGGUGAAGCCGGAAGGCUAUGAGGAGCACCACAACGGCCAGUGCUAUACGGUAUUCUCGGCGCCAAAUUAUUGCGAUCAAAUGGGAAACAAGGGGGCUUUCAUCACGAUCACUGGUAACAAUUUGAAGCCGAGAUUCACGAGCUUUGAGAGCGUUCCGCACCCUGAACUGCCACCAAUGGUGUACGCCAACGCGCUAUUUGGAUUCAAUUAA
Molecule: messenger RNA, 1491 nt
Organism: Caenorhabditis bovis
Lineage: Eukaryota; Metazoa; Nematoda; Chromadorea; Rhabditida; Rhabditidae
Source: the annotation of a GenBank genome assembly